UUGUGCGUCGCUCGAGUGACGCAGAGCGGCGCCUUCAUUGUGUCUGGCUGAAUUGCGAGCUGGCGAUGCUUAAAAUUGAUUUUUCAGAUAUUUUAAUAGUUUAAUCUGUGAAUGGCGCCAAAACAGGACCCUAAGCCUAAAUUUCAAGAAGGUGAACGUGUUCUCUGUUUUCAUGGGCCAUUGCUCUAUGAAGCUAAGUGUGUAAAGGUUAAUAUAAAGGAAAAGCAAGUGAAGUACUUCAUACAUUACAGCGGAUGGAAUAAGAACUGGGAUGAAUGGGUUCCUGAGAGCAGAGUGCUCAAAUAUGUGGAUACCAACCUGCAGAAACAAAAGGAGCUUCAAAAGGCUAAUCAUUUUUUUCUGAUUUUGUCCCAAAGGGAUCAAUAUGCAGAGGGAAAGAUGAGGGGUGCAGCACCUGGCAAGAAAAUUGCUGCUGUGCAGCAGAAAAAUGUUGAGUUGAAAACAAAAAAGAACAAGCAGAAAACUCCUGGGCCAGGUGAGGGGACCAGCACGUCUGAAAUGCCGCAGCCCCCCAGGAAGAAACGGGCACGCGUUGAUCCCACAGUGGAAAGUGAGGAAACAUUUAUGAACAGAGUGGAGGUGAAAGUAAAGAUCCCAGAAGAGUUGAAGCCGUGGCUUGUGGAUGACUGGGACUUGAUUACAAGACAAAAGCAGCUGUUUCAUCUACCUGCCAAAAAGAAUGUCGAUACUGUCUUAGAAGACUAUGCAAAUUACAAAAAAUCAAGAGGCAACUCUGAUAACAAGGAGUUUGCUGUUAAUGAAGUGGUUGCUGGAAUCCGGGAAUACUUUAAUGUAAUGCUGGGCACACAGUUACUGUACAAAUUUGAGAGGCCACAGUACGCAGAGAUACUGGCAGAUCACCCAGACGCGCCCAUGUCACAGAUCUAUGGAGCACCACAUCUUCUAAGACUUUUUGUUCGAAUUGGUGCCAUGUUGGCCUACACGCCUCUUGACGAGAAGAGCCUGGCACUGCUGCUGAAUUACUUGCAAGAUUUCUUAAAAUAUUUAGUAAAGAACGCCUCCACCCUGUUCAGUGCCAGCGAUUAUGAAGUGGCACCACCAGAAUAUCAUCGGAAAGCUGUGUGAGCUUGCCACCCAGCAUUGUGCCACGCUGGAAGAACAGACGCAUGGAAUCAGAACUGUAUGCGCUGUCAUGUGGUUUCCAGAGAAUACACAACGGCUUCAAUCUCAAAAGACUUUUGAAAAGACUGUCAAAGAUUGAUUGGUUUAUUGGAUGGGCUUUUUGCCUUGAAGGAUUAUUGAAGGGUAGGGGUUGGGAGAUUGCUGAAGGUAAGCCCGAGUGGUUUUUCAACAUGCUGAGUUUCUUACUGUGCACCCACAGUGUGAUCAGUGUUGAGACUGGGACUGAGGGUUGGGAUUCAGGAAGUCUUAAAUGCAAAUGGGCAUUAUGCAUUGGUAUUAGCGGGACAGUCUUACCGGAUAAUAUACCGAAAAUCAUGCCUUUGCAAUUUUCAUGUGAACUGCUGGUUUAAAAUCAGCAGACAUUUUUAUUUUAUUUAUUUUUUUAUUAUGUUGGAAAUUCAGUAUCCUUUCUAGCGUUCGGAAAAGACUUUGCUUUUAAAGCUUUGACAUAACCUUGUAAAAUGUGUCAUGUUUUUUGUAGGACCAGAUAUAAUAUUUGAAGUUCGUUGCAUUUGAUACUGUAUGCAAUACAACAAAAGGUUACAAUGUUGUUGUUCUUCAUUUGGAAGAAAGUUUCAUUGUUUUUCUCUCAUUCAUAUAUAAACAAACAAACAAUUGAGGUGUUUAUA
This is a messenger RNA of Polyodon spathula (Mississippi paddlefish), 1793 nucleotides long. Its product is annotated as mortality factor 4-like protein 1. Gene Ontology annotation, biological process: chromatin organization; regulation of DNA-templated transcription. The coding region runs from base 112 to 1107 and encodes 331 amino acids. The transcript is spliced from 12 exons. NCBI's taxonomy places the organism in Eukaryota, Metazoa, Chordata, Actinopteri, Acipenseriformes, Polyodontidae. Gene Ontology annotation, cellular component: NuA4 histone acetyltransferase complex; nucleus. The record is from RefSeq and is a predicted model, not a curated record.